AUGGGACCAAUUCUAUGGCUGGGCCAUCUGUCCCUUUCACUGUUUUAAAUACAAAUGAAGCUUCUGUCUGAAUGGAUGCCCUACUAAAAGGAGGAAAGGAGAGAAUAAGCAUUUAUUAAGCACCUACUGCUGGUGGACAGACACAUCUAAAAGAACAGGAUAUGACUGAAUAAAAAUCUCUACUUCAAGCAAGACUCCUUUGAACCACAACCACCACAUUGGACAGACAGUGACAACUUAACAGAUUAUAAAAUGCCACUUUUUAGUUGGAUGAAGUGGUCAAAAAGAGAAUCCCAUAAAUCCACACACUAUCCAGGUUCAGAUGUAGUAACAAAGACUCUGCUUCGGGAACUCACAUGGCACCUAAAAGAACGUGAGAGAUUAAUACAAGAGAUUGAAAAUGAAGAAAAAGUGAAAAAAACUGGUGCAGAUUACAAUUGGCUAAAAACCUACCAGAAUCCUCAAGCAACGAUCCCAGCUACUGAACAAAGACAGCUUGAAGCUCUCUGCUCACAAGUUCAACCUUGCCAGACUGGAACUAUUCUCAGCAGAUUUCGAGAAGUUUUAGCAGAAAAUGACGUUUUGCCAUGGGAAAUAGUCUACAUCUUCAAGCAAGUGCUAAGAGAUUUUCUAACCAAUGCAGAAAAACCAAGUCAACAAGAGGAACUGGAAGACACACAGAACACAAACUGCUCUGUCCACUUUGGAGUUCUAGGUGAAAGUACCAGGAAUUCAGAGAAAGAAGAAAUUCCUACUAUUUCAAGUUACAUUGAUAAAAACACAAAAAAUAUGUUCCCUACAUUCUCACAGAGAAUAUGGAAUCUGCCAUAUUACUAUCCAUCAACUUAAGUCACUCAUCUUCAAUCAAGUUAUUUAUUUGUACAAUUUUAAACUUGAACCUACAACAUGAAAUAUAGCUUAGAAAUAAGAAAAUGUGAUGAUUUCAUGUUACCCUUUGUUACUAAAAAGUUUACCAUUCUUAUGGAUGUGCUUAUAUUUUCUAUAAUUAGAACUAUCCUUAGUUAUUGUACAAAAAAUGUCAUGUUUUCAUUUAGCAGUAACAUUUAACUGAAAUGUACAUUGUGGCUUUCUUAAGUAAAUGUUUGAAAUAUUUCCCUGUUUUUACCAUACCUCUAGCAUAUACUACAGCAAACAAACUAAUUUUAUGUACUUAAAAUGUAACUAACACUUUGUAAAGAGUGGAUA
Messenger RNA from Dromiciops gliroides (monito del monte), 1206 nucleotides. It is a transcript of the gene RD3L, whose product is annotated as RD3 like. The transcript has 4 exons. The record is from RefSeq and is a predicted model, not a curated record. NCBI's taxonomy places the organism in Eukaryota, Metazoa, Chordata, Mammalia, Microbiotheria, Microbiotheriidae. The coding region runs from base 253 to 849 and encodes 198 amino acids.